UAUGUGGGGCGUUCUCCCUCAACUCAUUCUAUUCUCAUUCUUUUCUUUAUCACACUUGGUCUCCUGCCGCCUUUAUUUCACUACGUCCAGCUGUGGAAAAAAAGCGUUGGCUAGGGUAGAAGCGGCUGAGAGAGAGGCAGUCGCUGGCUGUUUGUGGUGAUUGCUGUAGAAAUGGAGUGUUUCAAUGACCUCCUCCACAAACUGAAGGAGGUCCAUGAGCGAGAAAUAGAAGGAUGGCAGGUGAAAGUUCAAGAGCUGUCCAACAAGAAAGGCUGUGACACAAAAAGAAUGGAGGAACUUUUUACCAGAAACCAACAGAUGAAAGAACAACACAGAUUACUCACCGAGAACAUUAAGGUUCUGGAAAACAGGCUUAGGGCUGGGCUGUGUGACAGAUGUACAGUCACUCAAGAGGUAGCCAAGAGAAGACAACAGGAAUUUGAAGCCUCCCAGAUACAGAGCCUCCAGCACAUCUCUCUACUUGCUGGAGAGAUGAACAACCUGAAAAAAGAGAACAAGAAACUUAAAGAUGAAAUCAGAAACUUAAAAGCAGCACUUGACAAAGGUCACAGUGACCACUCUUCCAAUAGUAGCACCACCACAGAGGUCAAGCCAAACUCUUCCCCUGCCCUUUCACCCUCAUCUGGAAUCCUGUCCCUUGUCAAUACAACAACCAGCAGGGCAAGCAACAAGCCAGCAGAUGGCAACAUUUCAGUAAAGCCUGAUGUCGAACUGAAAACUGAAGAAACCGAAGGCAGACAGUUAAGAGGAAUCAACCGAAGCCAGUUUGAUGCUCUUCCAAUGUCAGCCCUCACAUUGCCAUCAUGGAAGAAAGAACACUUUGUAACUCGUGCUGGAGAGAAGAGAAUUCAAAAUGUUGAAGGACUCGACCAGUGUUCCUCCAUGCCUACUAAUUCUCUGCUUAGGAGAUCUUCUGUCUCAGCUGCUGGAGAGGUGCGACCCGGCAGACAUGUUGUCCAUGCUCCUGUCGCCCGACAUCCUCAAGCAAUCAACAGCAGCUCUGCUUCUCUUCGCUGGUCCCUAUCUGAAUCAUCUGAUUGGAUUACUGCUGGCACCAACCCAGUAGUGCAAACUUCACCCAAUCUACACUCGCAACAUUUUCACAGCUUGAACCCAACUAGGCAACAGGCCAGCCCUAGAAGGCAGGUUUUUAGUCCUCCGUUUCCUAAGCAAAGCAACGUUCAGCCCCCUGCCAGAGAGCCAACUGUAGUUUUCCGAUUGACAAACCUGCCAGAAUACAUGGAGAGUCAAACUAAGCCCACAGAGAAAACAGAGAAAAAGGAAAACCUGCUACCCAAGGUUGAGAGGGUGUCUGAAGAAGGGUUAAAAGAGUUAAAUGAUGGGCCUUUGGACUUAUCUGAUCGGGGGAAGUCCAUAUCCAGUCAAGUGCCAAAAAGUGAUUCAUCCUCAGCCUUACAAGAUGGAACAAGAGUUCAAAAGAGCCCUGAAUUGGAAGUAAAUACAAAUUCUUCUGCAGACAUAGCAGAAUCAUCAUCUUCACCUAUUGUCAUUCCUUCAUCAUCAUGUGCAACGCCAGGCAAACAGACAGAAGAGCAAGCACCUGACAAGGAUCCUAACCACAAGGUAGAUAAAGAGCAGGAUCAGAAAGAGGAGGUGAACGGAAAGACGGAUGAAAGCAAGGGGAAGAAGGUGCCUAUCCUCACUCUAUCAUUACGGCCAGCAGUAGUGGUGUUGGAGACUCUGAACCCAGCUCUACAAAAGCAAGAUUCCUUAUCAUCAAAUGGCAAGUCAUCUUCGGCAACAGAUGAGCCAGAAACCAGCUCUGAUGAGCAGGACGAGGAAGACAGCCGGUCAGGACAAGAAAGCAAUCAGGGCUCCAAAAGGAAAAGGGCAUCUGUGGAGACAGACGCAGACAGAGAUUUCAACACAGACAGCAACAACCACCGGGAGAGGAAGCUCAAGAUCACAAUGAGAUCAGAGGAAAAGAGCCCUAGAUAAAGAGGAUGUCACACUGACUUGGUAAUUUUGCAAGAACUCUUCAUUAACCAUUUCAGAGUAAAAAGCACAACAAGCCAGUACAGGUAUAAUUUACAGAGGGGGGAAACAGAGUGCAGCCAUCAUCAGCCAAUCUGAUUCUGAGUCUAGCUGGUUAGUUUUUGUUUUAGCUCUGGUUCUCCGCAUGUUUCUAAAGGAAAUAUCUGACUCUUCAGCUGCUAAACUCUCUGUUACUUUCACUGACAGCUUUCUGCGUGGUAGGAAGUACAUUGUGGGUAUAUCUCUUCAUUUCCUUAUAACAGCUCUCUGCUGUGGCUAAAUAUUAAACUGAUAAGAAUGGCAAAUCAAAACUGUAUUUUCAGUGCAGUUGUGAGCCGUAAAAUGAAUAUUUUACUUGCUAAAUUCUAACAAAAACUCCAGAUUGCUACAGUAAAAGAAGCUACGCCGUCGGGUUAUUAUUAUCUGCAGUAAGCAACUGUUUUCAUCCAAGUAGUCAUGUGAUCCAGUCAUCAAAGACUACUUGGUAAAGGGCUUCUGCUGAUUAAACUGAAUUUUUCCGCCAAAACCCCAACAUUUUUUUGUUUUGUUUUUAUCAGCUGUACAUUAACGCUUUUGUCCACUUGGGGGCAGCAACUGCCCCUAAGGAACAUAGGAGUUGUGAACAUCCAGCAGACACAGCAAAACUUCUGUCAAAGGGAAUUCCAUCUAUUAGUUUCCGGAGAGUGGGAUUUAAGUAAGCAUGACACAAAAGCCCUGACUGACAGUGAGGAUGCAGCAGUAUGUCAUAGGACACUGGCUAAUGUUAACAUUGGGUCAAGCAAGCUAAAGUGGUACCUGGUACCAAACGUCCUUUCUGACAGAAGGUGUGCUUUUCAAAAGAGCUACACACUGUAGCAGUUUUUUGUAUUUACAACUUUCUCACCUAAGCUCCACCAUUUUCUGCCGCGUUAUAUUUUUCACGUCCCUGUGGUCAUAACUAGUUCAGGUUUUUUGUGCCAUGUUUCCUUCUUAGGGUGGGGGGCUGUAAUGCUCUACAACUUCCCUUUUCACCAGCUGUUAUAUAUAAAGUUGAAUGUUUAGCAGAGUAUUAUAUAAGUGGCUGUUGAUUUUGGUCAGUAAACAACAAAGGUUUCAUUUUCACCAGGGCAUUAAGUCUAAAAUGAUGAAAAAGAUAUGUGCACAAAGAAUAAAUACAAAUAAUACAAAUAAAUGACAUUCUUUAUCAGAAUAAGUCUUUUCCACAUGUCACCAUGGAGCUAAAAAUCUUCAUAUUUGCUAUGGUCUGAGUGGAAAUUUUAAUGUGAGCACAUGGUAUAUAGCAGCUAUUAGCAACUGGGUGGAAAACCAUCCUGUCUGACAGUCAAGCUUAGAAAGUCACCCAUUUUCUAACACCUACCAACCCAUUUUCAGAGUGCCAAAACACCCUCCUGUAUGACCAGCUGGAGACGAGUGCAGUCAGAGUCAGUGUUCUUGUGCACAAUAGUUACUUAUGUAUAUUCUAUGAGCUCUUCUCAGCUGCUGAUUGGUUAAAACAGCUCAAACCUAUUACGAGCUUUCAGGGUUUAAUGUUCUUUGGAAACACUAAACUUUGACUAAAAUCUGCAGAAUUCUCUUUUGUUCCUCAUCUUCGAGCGAAACGAAACACUGUCUGCACUGCUAAUGCUUAAAGAACUUCAGUCUCAGUUUCCUGGCAUGCCUAUCACUGCUUGGCUAAAAGAAAAACACGUAAAUCCUCUUACGUGGCUAACUUAGAAGAAUAUAAGAAAGAAAGUCCGAAGAGUAAAAGAAGUUCCUCUUCCUCUUUUCUCAUUUUCAGACGGCACAUAUUUUGCAAGUAUGAACUUUCCACUAACAGCUGUGACAACAACCUUUGCUUAGCCGGGUGGUAGAUGGGAAGUGAUAAAAGCAGAGAGACAGCUAAAGAAACUCUUGUGAUAAAGCACUGUGAAGCCACUGAGUCCAUUUUGUAUCGAUAUAAAAAAGGAUGGACUGGCAGAGUCAACUAAUCUCAAAUCUACUUAUUUUUCCUUCAUUUCAUUUUUUUUAAUGUCCCUGUGUAUGUACCCAGAUUUGCAGUCCUAAUGCUGUCAUAUUGAUUUCUCCUGUUUCUGUUAUGUGUGUCUGAUGCCAUUAUAGUCCAUUAAGUGUGGUAUUUUAUCAAUGGUCAGUGGUCUUUCCCUGCCAUUCGCAUCUCUUUGUUAAAGAAAAUGUGAUUGACUAUCCUACUGUAAGUGUACUGCUAUGUUCUGACUUUUAAACUGUCAAGCUAGAUGAUGUGCUGUUGAGAGUAUUUUUUUUUACAAUACUACAUUGUUAGAAACUUUUUAAUGAAUGUACUGUUACUGAUGUUGAAAUAAACUUCCAUUCUGAAAUGUU
This is a messenger RNA of Oreochromis aureus, 4353 nucleotides long. RefSeq names its product retinoblastoma binding protein 8-like (gene rbbp8nl). Gene Ontology annotation, biological process: DNA double-strand break processing involved in repair via single-strand annealing; double-strand break repair via homologous recombination. Lineage: Eukaryota; Metazoa; Chordata; Actinopteri; Cichliformes; Cichlidae. The coding region runs from base 172 to 1980 and encodes 602 amino acids. Gene Ontology annotation, cellular component: site of double-strand break. Gene Ontology annotation, molecular function: Y-form DNA binding; flap-structured DNA binding; single-stranded DNA binding. The transcript is spliced from 14 exons. The record is from RefSeq and is a predicted model, not a curated record.